AGUUCUCCGCACGGGGACGAUAUAGACCGUGACACUGAGGGUCCUAUGUGGUACGUCCACGCUCCUCCCAGUUUUAGUAGACGGGUUGAAUCAUCAUCCUCAUACAAAGAGAGAACGAACGGUUCAAGCGACGAUCUAUUUUAUCCCUAUAUCCAACAAUAUUCAGCCUACAGUCUUAAGUUGUAUUUUGUGGUGCUUGGGAAAUUCUCGACGGGGAUUUCUUGCCUUGGAUCUUUGUUUAAAAAUCACCUAAUGGAAAUAUGCCUGCACCACUGAGGACGUCUAUUGUUUCCUAUCUGGUGAUCGUGUUGCUGGAGUAUUGUUGGGAAGCGGAGUCUGUGCAGCUUUCCUAUUCCGUGUUCGAGGAAGUGAAUCCUGGAACAUCAGUUGGAAAUAUCGCUAAGGAUUUAAACCUCAGCCUCCAGGAUUUGGAAUCACGUAUGUUUCAGAUUGUUAGUGGGUCAAAGAGGAAAUAUUUUGAGGUGAAUGUAAAGAGCGGCGUUCUCUACGUUAAUGAAAGAAUAGACAGAGAGGAGCUGUGUGCGAAAGCCACAAAAUGCACUGUCAGUGUCGAAGCUGUGAUAAACAACCCACUGAAGCUGUAUCGCUUAGAAAUAAAUAUACAAGAUGUGAACGACAACGACCCGUUAUUCACGGAAAAGACUCAAAUUAUAGACAUAGCAGAGAAUACUCUGCCUGGAAUGAAAUUCGCGUUGUCGGAGGCCGUCGAUGCAGAUGUAGGCAAGAACACGGUCAAUGCGUUUAAAUUAACACCGAACGAAUAUUUUUCUAUCGCAACAAACAAAGGAGGCGAAAGCGUGUCGGCUGAGUUAGUAUUACAAAAGGCGCUGGAUCGAGAAAACAGCCUGUGAUACACCUCACUGUCACCGCUAUAGAUGGAGGGACUCCCCCGAGAUCUGGUACAUCGCAGGUCACUAUACACGUUUUGGACAUUAACGAUAACCCUCCUGUG
Hippoglossus stenolepis (Pacific halibut) is the source of this 973-nucleotide messenger RNA. RefSeq lists its product as uncharacterized. The coding region runs from base 261 to 872 and encodes 203 amino acids. Gene Ontology annotation, molecular function: calcium ion binding. Lineage: Eukaryota; Metazoa; Chordata; Actinopteri; Pleuronectiformes; Pleuronectidae. Gene Ontology annotation, biological process: homophilic cell-cell adhesion. The transcript has a single exon. The record is from RefSeq and is a predicted model, not a curated record. Gene Ontology annotation, cellular component: plasma membrane.